AUGGGUCUGGCCCUGCUGCCCGGGUUCUGCUCCCUGCUUCUCCUCGGCCUCUGGCUGCGAAGCUCCUGCGCCAACGAAAUCCUGGGCCUGAAGUUGCCGUCGGAGCCGGUGCUGAACGCCAACACCGUGUGCCUGACGCUGCCCGGCCUGACGCGGCGCCAGCUGGAGGUGUGCGUCCGCCACCCCGACGUGACGGCCUCCGCCAUCCAGGGCAUGCAGAUCGCCAUCCACGAGUGCCAGCACCAGUUCCGGGACCAGCGCUGGAACUGCUCCAGCCUGGAGACCAAGAACAAGAUCCCCUACGAGAGCCUCAUCUUCAGCCGAGGCUUCCGGGAGAGCGCCUUCGCCUACGCCAUCGCGGCCGCCGGGGUGGUGCACGCCGUCUCCAACGCCUGCGCCCUCGGCAAGCUGCAGGCCUGCGGCUGCGACCAGAAGCGCCGGGGGGACGAGGAAGCCUUCCGCAUGAAGCUGCACCGGCUCCAGCUGGAGGCCAUGAACCGGGGCAAAGGGAUGGUGCACGGGGUCCGGCUGGAGCACAUGCCGGCCGAGGCCCCAGGGCUCCAGGACUCCUGGGAGUGGGGGGGCUGCAGCCCCGAUGUGGACUAUGGGGAGAAGUUUUCCAAGGAUUUCCUAGACUCCCGGGAAACCUACAGGGACAUCCACUCCCGCAUGAGGCUGCACAACAACCGCGUCGGCCGGCAGGUGGUGCUGGAUAACAUGCGGAGGAAAUGCAAGUGCCACGGCACCUCCGGGAGCUGCCAGCUGAAGACGUGCUGGCAGGUGACCCCUGAGUUCCGCCUGGUGGGCUCGGUGCUCAAGGAGCGCUUCUCCGGGGCCACGCUGAUCCGGCCCCACAACCGGAACACGGGGCAGCUGGAGCCAGGCCACGUGCGGCACCGGCGCCGAGCCAGCAUCGGCGACCUCAUCUACUUCGAGAAAUCGCCCGACUUCUGCGAGCGGGAGCCGGCACUGGACUCCAUGGGCACCCAGGGCCGGCUGUGCAACAAGAGCAGCCCGGGCAUGGACAACUGCGAGAGCCUGUGCUGCGGGCGGGGUCACAACAUCCUGCGCCAGACGCGCAGCGAGCGCUGCAACUGCAAGUUCCACUGGUGCUGCUUCGUGGCGUGCGAGGAGUGCCGCCGCACCGAGUGGGUCAGCGUCUGCAAGUGAGGCGGGCCGGAGCGCGACAGCCACGGGACGGACGGUCCAGACGCGUCCCGGGCGCAGCUUCCCUUUGCCCCAGCCAGGCCCUCGGGGCGGAGCAGCUCCCGGGGGGCUGCCCAGCACUGGUUAAUUCACCGCACACCUUCCACCCUUUGUCGGCACCCUGGCACCUGGCCCCGCCGGCCGCACCAGCUCCUGCCGUGGGGAGCGUUCAGACGACUGCCCAGGCAAACCCCACGCCCGUUCCCGGAUGGGGAGACCUCCUAUGCUGGGACCCGGCAGGGCAACUCAGUAGCAGGGCGGGGGUGGGAUGGGAAGGAUGGGGGAGUGUUUCCGAGCGAGGUACCGUUCCUUCUGUUCAGGAACAGCAUCAACCGCAGCCUAUGGGCAGCCAAGCAUGGACGGGAUUUGGGCCGCGAGCAGCUCCGGCGAAAGCUCCGUCCCUGCCCAGCGUGGACACAUGCAGAGAUCUCCAGGGAGCAGAGGACUAAAUCCCCCGGCAGUCUCCCUUCAAUGGAAGGGGACAGCUCAGGACUCACCGGACCACACUGAAAAGGGAUUUUCAUAUGAAAAAAACACGUAAACAAGACUGUUGAGGGCACUACCCCAGUGUUUCUAAGAGGAGGGGGGUCCCCAGCGCCCUGGGGCGGUGCCACGCGCGCCCGCGGCUGCUGGGGUCUGGUAAGUUAUUUUAUU
Molecule: messenger RNA, 1860 nt
Organism: Trachemys scripta elegans
Lineage: Eukaryota; Metazoa; Chordata; Testudines; Emydidae
Gene: WNT10A
Product: Wnt family member 10A
Exons: 4
Coding region: 1-1170 (389 amino acids)
Biological process (GO): cell fate commitment; multicellular organism development; canonical Wnt signaling pathway
Cellular component (GO): extracellular region
Molecular function (GO): cytokine activity; frizzled binding
Source: RefSeq, a predicted model, not a curated record